GUUAGCAGGCGAGUCGCGGUAAGCAACGUCCUCCAAGCAAGGGGAGGCUCCAUGCGUUCUGUGGACGUCGUCUUUGUGUGUACAUAUAUUUCGUUCGCUUCCAAACACCGGACUGCGACAGGCAUCAUUGUUUGCAUGUAACUUCGCAUCAUGCAAGUUUCCAACGCGCUUCCUACGUUUGAAAAGACCGGGAGACACGAAGUACGAGGAAGUACCUCUCCCUUUCCCAACAAAGAGCAGUUCGAAAGAAUCCGUGAGAAAGGAAGGAACCGCCUUUCGACGCUUGCUGAGCCAAAGAAGCCUAAAAUAGAAUGGUGGACGAAUGUUGGCCCCUAUGUGAUGUGGGGAACCCAGGACAUGCUCACGCAAGUACCCGAGUCCGCCAAACACGCCAUAGCCACCGAGAGACUUGAGGCGCUGUCCGUACCAAAACGUGACUUUCAAAACGAGUCGGAAAAGUUUCAUUGUUCCUUAUUUUUAUACAGUUGUGGCCGUCCGUCAGUGAUAUGGCAGGUGUCACCCAAGGCCAAAGUGACAUCCCCCACGGAGAGGUUGGAACAGUUGGCGAAAGCGAAAGGUGUGAGCGAAGACUACAAAGAAAAUAACAAGCAGUUCCUGUACAGCUGCGGUCGGGCCAGUUCCGUGUGGCUGGUGGACGAAGCUGCCAAGAAGUGUCCUGAGAGAGAGCGCACGGAGCAACUGGCGGCUCCUAAAGGAACUCACCAGAACUUUCAGCUGCUGCGAGACGUCCACACGAUCGUCGCUCCUGCAGCCCUGAAGACGAAACCCACGGAGCGACUGGAGACGCUGGCAUCGCCCAAACAACGACCAGAAGGGCCUUUCAGAGAACCCACAUGGAGUGUUACUCAAGCUGCUAAAAAUGCCUCUGCGUCAGCGCGCUGUAUGGAGCUGGCGCGACCCAAGGGAGUAGUAGACGGUUACCUGAUGGCGCGAGACGUCGAGUGGCCCGUCAGUCGUGCCGCCAAGAGAGCGGCCACCACCGACCGCAUAGAGGAAAUAGCCAAACCCAUCAUGAGAACGGCAAUGGGUCUUGUGCAAUUCAACCCAGACGCCUUCAUGGUGCCUCCGUCAGCUUUAAAAUGUAUACCGUCGAAGAGAAUAGAGGAAUUGGCGAUGCCGAUUCAAAGAGGCUAAAAUUGGCGGGAAUCGGUAGAGGUUUUUGGCGCCAAAUUCCGCAGGCUGUGUUCUAUUACAUCAGAACAAGGUGGUCGGUCAUCUGUUCUGUUUGAUACCAGCAAGUCGGGGUUGUUGUUUUUUGUAAUUGUGUUUUUUUUUUCUCAUGGGCGGUAUAACACUGAACAAUUUUAUAUAUAUUUUUUUUUAAGUUACUCAGAAACAUCGAAGUAUGUUUGUUUUCGUUAGUUAUCAUAAACGUGAAUCGUGCUAUACAUAUUUUACUUUUUAAUGGAUCAGACGGAUAAUAUCCAUAAUAUGGUUAGGAUAACGAAAAAGGGCAAGAGGGUAGCCUAUAUCAUGUACUGAAAUAACUUACAUCAGUAUAAGGAGUGAAAUGAUAAUUUUAGACCUAAGCAUGAGACAUUUAUUAUUUUUGUUCGCUUUUUUAUUACUUUAAAACGUAUGUGGAAUUGAAUAUUAUGUGUUAAGAAAAUACUGCUGGGUGGUUUGAAUACUAGAAACUAGUUUAAAGCCUAAACAUUUCGUGCCAAAAACCAUUUAAUCAUUGCAAUGUACAUGUGUGCUGCUGUUUCCAUCUUCAGGACUAACACGUCCAUACUGUGGGGAGGGAUUUUACUGUUUUAACGCUAUGUCCUUGUCAUGUGAUAUUUCGGAAAAAAAGAGGAAAAAUCAAACAACUUUGAAGUGAACAAUUCAGGAACUCAAAUAUUCAUUAGAAAAAAAGAUAUAGAAAUGGUAUCGGUUUAGUACAAUACGAAAUAAAAUCUCUAAAUGAAUUAUAGUUUAAACAGGCAUUUUCAUUUAAUUCAGGCUCCCCACUCCCUACAAAAAUGGGAACCCGUACGCCUAUGUUGCCUAGAAAAAUAGUGUAUACAAUGAUAUCCGCAGCAAGAAAAUGUAUACAAUUGAACAUGUAAGUUUUGUCAGUAUUACAAUGGCAACAAACUUUGAACGGUCUCUUUACAAAGGACAUUUGCGAGUGACGACCAUACAAAUCGUUACUCUGGACAAUUCAGGGCCACACGUAGAUGAUGAGGGCACUACAUUUACACCACUUAUCCUAUUUUCCCGGAUAGAGGACUGAACUCUUAGUAUACUACUGGUCGUGAAAAAGAAGAGACUUGUUUGAAGUUUUUGUUAUUACUGUUUUCUUUUUGACUAAAAAUUAAUUUGAGCAUUUGUUUAGAUUACUGUGAGCUGAUGUUGUUGGGUUUUUUUUUUUUAACUUGAUAUCCUGGUCCAAGUGUUUCCCAGCCAGUAUUGAAAGGGGCUUCUUAAAUAAUAAAAAAACUGUGAAACAGGGUAUCAUAUUAUUUAAGGUUUAAGUGUGAAGAUUGGAUAGCCUGGAAUAGGAUGGAAACUAGGAAAAGUGAGCAUUAAAAGCAAUUGGCUUUACACGAAGCGUUAAAAGCAGUGGUCUGGGACUUUUAGUUUGGAGCACAAAAUUAUUGUGCAAACAUGUACUGGAUAAAAUAGUAAAAAGUCAUUAACCCUACUUAUUGGGAAGUGUAAAAUAUAUUUUGUUAUUACAGCUUCCCCCUUCCCCCCUUAAGUUACACAUUACCUUUUAAAAAAAAAACAACCCCAAAACCCCCCAAAACAAAACAUAUUAUUAUUAAAGUAUACUUCUGGGUGUUUUAGUGGCACAAAAAGCAUUUUAUCAUUUUAUCUAGAUAAUUAGGUUUAGUGACUUUAAUAUGGGUUUUAACUCUCACUUUAGGAACAAACUGAUCUCUUUUAUCUUUUUUUUAAAAUCAAAUUUAACAUUUGUAUUUACAUGUGUACACUCUUUCGCAUGUCAUCACCUACCCCAACACCCACCCCAAUACCCUAGCAAUUUAUACUUUUAUUUGUUAUUUUCAGUUUUGAAUACAUUCUUGUAUAAUAACAAUUUAACCAAGAACUUACCUUUUUACGACAUUAUGUUUAUAAAAUUUCACAAUUUUGCAUGGAGUAACUUUCGUUUGUGUAUGUUACAAGUAAUUGAUUGGUUUUUGUCAGUAUUAAUAUCAUGUGUUAUUUAGUUUUAUUCCUUGUGUACUAGGAUUAACAUAUUUCUGCUCAAUUCCUUGUGCCAAUAAACACUAUAUAAAACCAGAAACAGUAUUACAUAAAUUUACAAAGUGUACAUAUAUAUUAUAAAUAUACAUAUUUAAUAACAAUGUAUUAUGUUUCAUGCAUUGUGAUUUGUUAAAAAUAAAACUAUUUGAGAUUG
This is a messenger RNA of Gigantopelta aegis, 3373 nucleotides long. Its product is annotated as testicular haploid expressed gene protein-like. The transcript is spliced from 8 exons. NCBI's taxonomy places the organism in Eukaryota, Metazoa, Mollusca, Gastropoda, Neomphalida, Peltospiridae. The record is from RefSeq and is a predicted model, not a curated record. The coding region runs from base 151 to 1155 and encodes 334 amino acids.